Molecule: messenger RNA, 2965 nt
Organism: Loa loa (African eye worm)
Lineage: Eukaryota; Metazoa; Nematoda; Chromadorea; Rhabditida; Onchocercidae
Exons: 20
Coding region: 1-2760 (919 amino acids)
Biological process (GO): regulation of dopamine secretion; synaptic vesicle endocytosis; regulation of calcium ion-dependent exocytosis
Cellular component (GO): dense core granule; synaptic vesicle membrane; axon
Molecular function (GO): phosphatidylserine binding; calcium ion binding; clathrin binding
Source: RefSeq, a predicted model, not a curated record
AUGACGGAUAUGAUAAAUGGCUACAUACUGUAUCGAUUAAUGGUUGAUAGAAACAACAAAGGUACACAUCCACGACGACACAGUUUAAUGCCUAUUUCGGAGGGGCAAAAAACUUAUCUUUCUCAAUUACCAAGCAAAUCACUCUUCGAACCAUUCUGUUUGCCAAUAAUCCAACACGUACCAAUCAAGCAAAGGCUAAGUUCUACCGAACAUAAUGGCUCAAAUGCUGAUACAUGCAGUGAUUCGGAUCAAACAUUGGUCCUUUCUUCUAAUUCAUACCUAUAUCGCCGUCGACGAAUGUCAUUGCUGCAAACGUUAAGAUAUCAAAAUAGAUUACUAGCAGAUAGUGGAGUUCAAUGUCGCAGUCAGCAAUCGGAUCGAGGCAGUGAAGCAGCAAGAGGACAUCACUCACCACAUUCGUCUUCAGAAUCAAAGGACCCACGAAGGAACUCUUCUAUCAUUAAGCUGAAAAAUAAGACAUUUGCAUUUUUCGGAAAGCGUUCAUCCAAACGACGACAAAAUGGCGACGAGCAAAUUUCCAGUAACGGUUGUACAAAGUAUUGUCCAAGCAAUGAAAAUGAUCAACCCAUUUAUUCUUCCAUCCAUUUAAAUGCAAAAGAAGCUCGACAUGGCAAAUCACCUUCAACGAAUGACAGUGGUCAUGAAAGUCAAGGACGAAUUGUUACCGAUGAGGAAUAUCAGGUUGAUGAAACUGGUGAACGUAUUAGUAAGCAGCAAGAAACGGUGGCUGUAAUUGAACAAACAUCGGAAAUUCAUUCCGGAACAAGAAUAAGGGUAGUAGGUCAACACGAGUGUUCAAAUUUAACAAGAAGCCUAUCAUGUCCUCAACUUGGUUUGAAUUUGCUAAUUUGUCAUGAAAUUUGUCGUCGAGCGAUGUCAAAUCGUCAAGAAUUCAUAUUAAUAGAUGACACGGAUAGUGAGGACGAUAUUGAAGAUAUCGAAGCCUUUAUCCCCGUCAUUCAGAAACCAUUUGUUGCUGAUAAGAAUCAAUUGAAAGAGGAUGCAAAUGACAGCACUCCGACAAAAUCAUUGCAAAGUAGCAGUUGUGAAACAGCAGAAUGUAUCAUUGAAAAGGAUGAGUUCAGAUAUGCGACGAAAUUGCAUCGAGAUUGCAGUUUACUUGAAACUCAAGAAAACAGUGCCUGCAAAGAAUUCCCUUUUGCACAACAACAACAUCUACGAAUCAGCGAAAAAUUACAACAUCUGAGAUUAUCAAACGGUUAUGUAACUGGACAAAUGGCAUAUAUUUCAUCGAGAUCUGGCAAAAAUUCACCAAUAUCACGUAUUUCUACGGAAACUGAGAAACAAGACGAUGAAGAAGAGGAAAAGAGAAGUUCGUCGACGGAUGCUUUCUUGCGAAAUGAAAUGGGAAAAGAAAUACUUGAUUGUUAUCCAGAACUGGAUUCACUUCCUUCCUUCUAUUCGGAUGAUGAAGAGGAUGAUGAUAAUUUGUCAUCGUUGAUGCUUGAUCAUUAUCUGCCACCGAAAUACAGUUUCUCGAGCGAUUGGAAGAACAGUAGCCAUCGGUCAUCCUCUUUAUCAUCGCUUGUCACACAUUCGGAUACCGAUUAUACAUUGUCAUCCGUGGAGCGACAGCGAAGCAACAAAGUUGGAAUUGUAACUCAAACGGAUCUAAGUCUAGUCCACAUCAGUGAUCAGCUUAGCUCUUAUCUCAAUGGCCUUACACUUGACAGCAAUAUCCAAGAUGCAACUUUUUUCACAUAUCAGGGAAUGAAUUUCUUAGCGAAACAUUUUUUCGAGUAUCAGUCAUUGAAUAAUCGACCACAUUAUGGUGUGCAAUUACACAAAGUGCCACCUUCACAGGCUGGUGCUGAUCAAUCGGCAUCUUGGGCUCCAAAAUCGAUGAUCAAUGCGGGCAAGAAUCAGGCUGCACCUGCAGCUCGUGCUAAUCGUACUAACACUGAAUUGAAGCUUGGAGUACAUCGAUUUGGACGGGCAGCCAGACAUGAAUUUCGAGAAUGGGGUGAUAAACAUGGAGAGCUAAAAGGUGAAAAACUAGCACCACAUAAGGAUCCUCUAACGAAAUUCUUGUCAAAUGAAGAAAAUACACCACGGAAUUUGUUUGAUUGCGAAUUUGAGGAACAGAUUUUCCAAACGGAACCGGAAACUCUACCGGAAGUGCUAGCAAGAAAUAAUAAAGCGGAUGAAAUUGAUUUGUCGCUCUCCUGUGCUGAUACAACUCCUGGCACAAAGUAUGAAACAGAAGUGCUAACCAUCCUAACAUAUGCACCAAAUGUACAAUUCGUAACAGCCACUGUCAAAAAGGCCAAGUUGUUACCUUUUAAUAACAAACCGUUUGCUCGGGUAAUGUUGUUCGAUAAGCGCCGUCUGUUGGAGCAGAAACAAACAACGGUGACACCAACGUCUAUUUGUAAUAGAUGCCUCACUACUGAUUGCACACAAAAGCCAUCCACAUCAAGUCCUCCGUUGUCUUCUCCCUCAGCUGGUUGUUCUGAUACAACGCUUAUAAUACGACCGACGGAUGCCAUCUUUUCGGAGUCCUUUUUGUUUCAUGUCACUCCACAAAUGCUUGAUAGAUGUCAUAUUGUCAUCGAAAUGUUCGAUACUGAUCCGGCUGAUUGUAAUAAUGGGCCGAUUCCAAUUGGACAUUGCGUGAUUGGGCCGAUGUGUCCAGGAGCCGGAUAUGUUCACUGGUUACAAAUGAUCCGGAAGACUGGAUUACCUAUUUGUAUGUGGCAUCGCUUAUUCAAGAAUUAAUGAGGGUUGUACUAAUGAAUCUAAAGUUUUACAAAUCAUAAAAUCUUCUACAGGAUGGGUUGUAUUCAUUUUUCACUUUCUUAAUUGUAUUUACAUUACUCAUUGUAACAUACAUUCCACUUUGUGUUUUUGUUUAUAUACCUGAAAUGCUCAUAACUUAUCAAACUUUAUGCAUCACUUUAAUCUCAUCACUAUAACAAUGUUC